AUGGGACAGUGCUAUAAGGAAAUAUCUGCGGCGGCGAGGAAGCGGAGAGAUGAUGCCCUUGCUGCGUUUUGGUCUAUCCCCGAUGUCAAGGAAGAUGAGCUGCCGCAAGACUUGCGAUCGUACCCUCAGACUUCAGGUCUUCUCACAGCCGAGGAGCUGGAGAUUAUCAAUUCCGAUGCCUCUGUGCUGUUAGAGAAGCUCAGGACAAGAAAGCUGUCUUCCGUCAUGAUAACCACAGCCUUUUGCAAGGCAACUGUCAUUGCACAGAAGCUGACCAACUGUGUCACUGAAGUUCUGUUCGACGAGGGAUUGAAGCGUGCAAAGGAGCUGGAUGAUCACCUCGAAAGGACAGGAAAGGUAGUCGGUCCUCUUCACGGCCUACCAGUCUCACUAAAGGACAACUUCAUGACGGUCCCUCAUCCGUCGUCUAUUGGAAUGGCGGCGUACACUAUCGAGCCUACAGUAAAAGACUCCGUGAUAGUGACAGGACUGCGGGACUUGGGUGCAGUCUUCUAUGUCAAGACUAAUGUGCCCACGGCGAUGUUGAUGGCAGAGACAGACAACAGAAUCUGGGGAAAGACCAGAAACCCCAUCCACAAGGGCUUGAGCCCCGGUGGCUCGUCAGGCGGAGAGGCAGCUCUCCUGGCCCUCAAAGCGGCGCCAUUGGGACUUGGGACAGAUAUCGGGGGUAGUAUUCGUGUUCCAGGUGCGUUCUGUCAUCUGUACGGAUUGAAGCCUUCUUUUGGCCGGUUCUCAACCCUGGGAGGACGAGCAGCCAUACAGGGACAGGAGUUUAUCCCGUCUGUGUGCGGCCCAAUGGCAACCUCACUUGAUACUGUCAAGCUGUUUUGCGAGACGAUCUUGUCCGAGCAGGCCGGGCAGUGGAACGCCGACCCCAAACUUCUCCCCAUCCCCUGGAGGAAGGAUGUCAUUCAGCCAAAGGGGCGGAAGCUGCGUAUUGGUAUACUAGGUAACAAUGACGGCGGUAUGACUUGCUACCCGCCCAUAGAGCGUGCCCUUAACAUCGUCAGCAAGGCACUGAAAGAAGCGGGUCAUGAUGUCUUUGAAUGGGCACCAACUGGCCACACUGAGGUUCUGCGUCUCGUCAUGGAAGGGUUCAAGGUAUUCGGAACAUCCGCCAUCCUCCCUCAACUAGAGAAGCACGGCGAGCCUCUCUUCAAGUGUAUGGAGAAGACCUUCUCAACGCUCAAAGAAGACCAGCUAGACGCUGUCAAGCUGAGUGAUAUGAUCAUCGAACGCAACGGCCUGCAACGAGCGUAUCUCGACAGGUGGAUGGCCACCAAGACGGACACUGCCGGCCCCAUGGACUGUAUCAUCGCCCCGGCCGCCGUUGCUCCCGCUGCUCGUCUGGGAUACGGCGAGACGGUUCAGUACUUCGGCUUCACUGCCUUUGGUAACCUGCUAGACAAGGCCGUCGACCUGAAACGAGACGCGAGCUGGAAGCCCUUGAACGAACACGACAAGAUCAUGCAGUCCGAGUAUGAUCCUGAGUUCUAUCACGGUGCGCCCGUCUCCCUGCAGCUCUACGGCAAGCGGCUCGAGGAAGAGAAGGUAGUCGAGAUGGUGGAAGUCGUUGCGGAUGUCCUCAAGUUCAAGCCAUAG
Molecule: messenger RNA, 1623 nt
Organism: Trichophyton benhamiae CBS 112371
Lineage: Eukaryota; Fungi; Ascomycota; Eurotiomycetes; Onygenales; Arthrodermataceae
Exons: 4
Coding region: 1-1623 (540 amino acids)
Source: RefSeq, a predicted model, not a curated record